AUGCUGUACUUGAUAUAUGAACUAGGAAAAAGACCGGACACACAAGCGAAACUGGAAAAGGAGGUUCGUGACGCCUUUCCUGAGAAGAUGGUGUUUGCCGACCACGAAUCUGCCAACACUCUGCCCUAUGUCAACAGCGUGCUUCAGGAAGUCCUACGUCUACGAGGCCCUAUCCCGACCGCACUUUCUCGCGUGUCCCCGGGUAAGGUUAUCAGGGGCGAAUACACCCCGUCUGGUACCUGUUGUCAGCAAUAUGGCAAACGCCACGCAGCGCGAUCCCGAUGUAUUUCCCGAUCCUGA
Cladophialophora psammophila CBS 110553 is the source of this 300-nucleotide messenger RNA. RefSeq lists its product as uncharacterized. Lineage: Eukaryota; Fungi; Ascomycota; Eurotiomycetes; Chaetothyriales; Herpotrichiellaceae. The record is from RefSeq and is a predicted model, not a curated record. Gene Ontology annotation, molecular function: heme binding; iron ion binding; monooxygenase activity. The transcript has 2 exons. Bases 1 to 300 code for a protein of 99 amino acids.